AUGGAUGAUGCUAUUGAGUUUCCUGAUGGUUGGAAGAAUCGUGUUAACAGCGGCUCGGAGGGACGUCGUUAUGGCCAGGCUGUUAUUCGCGGCAACAACGUACUCUAUAUCAGUAUGCUUGAGCGGAAACAGGAGGAAGAGCAGGGAGAUGAUGCUGCGGUUGAAAAGGCGUGA
Messenger RNA from Perkinsus marinus ATCC 50983, 174 nucleotides. RefSeq lists its product as hypothetical. The record is from RefSeq and is a predicted model, not a curated record. The transcript has 3 exons. Bases 1 to 174 code for a protein of 57 amino acids. Lineage: Eukaryota; Perkinsozoa; Perkinsida; Perkinsidae.